AUGACUGCUGUUCACUCAUACGAUCCCCACGUCCGCAAUGAUGAUAGACAAAACAAUCGACCCUCAAUUCACGAACAUUUGUCUGCCACUGAGGUCGCCAACUCCAUACUCGAUCGCGCGGUAGAGUUACAUCUUCUACAAGGCUCCGGCGCUGAGGGUCAAUCCGGUUGCUCGAUUCACUUCGCCAAAGACACUUCGUACUCCACACAAACCGUCGCUGUCGUGAAAGUCUUCCCGCCUGCCUGCCACUCAGAUUUCCUCGAAGAAGUGACAACCUACCGGAAACUACGUUCCCUACCCAACCCUCCCGCCGCCGCCGGUAUAAUUGGGGUGGGGAUCUUUAAAGACCCGCAGUCGCAGGAGGAAAGAAGAGUGAUUGUUUACCAACUCGCACCUGGAAAGGCCAUCAACACGAUAAUUCGCGACAUCGGACGGGUUACAACACUCCAGAGAAUUACGCAACUUUCACUUCACGAUGAGAGGCUUAGAAUCGGACUGGAUGGUCUAAUCAUCAACGAGCUGGACGAUAUGAGCGUGCCCUUCAAAUCUACCGACGAGAAUACAUACUAUGAAGGUCUUUACGAAUUGCUUCAAUCUCGCUUUGAUCGGUUGAUGAAAGAUUUAUUCUCAUCUGUUCGGGACGUGGCUAUCGAGCUCUCCAAACUUCAUAAAGUGCAAGGUCAAUGGAGUGAGGCUAGUGAGAGUGUUGUCCAAAAGAUUCGGUCCAAGCUGCGGGACUGGAUUGAAGAAAUCCACCGAUGCUCACGAGAUCAGUACGAAGAAGCCAUUGGAGCAGCGAAACUGCAACGUUUAACUCAUAUUGUUGAUCACGCUAUCGGCCAGUCCCAAUGCAAAGGCCUAGCAUCUCUCCUCCAUGGUGAUGCCUCGUCUGGAAACUUCUUUUGGCAUCCUACUUCUGGCAUUACAAUGAUUGAUUAUGGUGGUCUGGCUCGUUCAAUCGAUCCAGAAGACCAACCUAUUGGCCCAGCCGAGAUGGAUGUCGCCGGCUUCUACGAGCGGCUUCGUAAAUAUUCUGGCCAAUUCGGCAUGAGAGAGAGUGAUAUUUCCCGUGUCCAGGCAGAAUUUUGGAAAGCGUACCGAGCACAAGGUGUGCCACUCAGUGAGGGCAUAGUCCAGCUAUUCCGAACACGCACACAACUUUCCAGGCUAUGGUCUGCAGUUGCAAAGCUGACUGCACGAAAAGGAGACACCGGGCUCACUCAACUGCAGGAAAAGGUAGAGCUAGAGUGGGCUCAUCUUGAACACAUCUUCCCUCAGCUCGACCAGUCGCGACGGGUGCUUUUCGUUGCCAAUACUAGCGGGCCGGGUAAAGGAGGCCUACCUUUUUUAAAUCAAGAGAUGGUUCGUGCUAUGUCCCAACUACCUCAUACAUCAGUGACUCUCUUGGUGGUUGAAACGGAUCAAGAAAAGAAGAAACCGAUCUCAUCGCAUGGUUCGGCCAAGGUAAUCACCAUCCCAGCUGGGGAAUGUGAGCCAAGCGCCUUGCUUUACAGCGCCGCAAAAGUUCAUCAUCCUAAUGAAUUCGGUCUUCCCUCUCCUGAUCAAAACGACUUCACAUCAUUCGACCUUAUUAUCGGCCACUCGAGAUAUUCCAGCACCGCCGCGUCUUUGAUUCGUCAACGAUGGUAUCCAUCGGCCAAAUUAGCUCUCAUUACUCAUACCAGCGCGUUGCGGAAAUCCGAUCUCGCUUGGAUGUGGUACGGACAAAGUCGAGAAUUGGGCUAUGUUGAAGCCGCUCGGCUAGCGAUGCUUGAUGAGAAGAUUCUCCCGAACGCGGAUCUUGCCGUGGGCGUUGGGCCGGCUCUCACAGCAGAAGCCCGAGAACGCGAGUGGAUGGGACAGUGCAGUCGCAAGCGAUCGAGUAUAACAGGACCUCGAUUUCACGAACUUGUACCUGGGGUGCAUAUUCUCGACAGCAUCCAGCCUAAGCGGCAACCAAACGACACGUUCCAUGUUCUUCUGGCGGGCCGAGCGGAUGAUCCAGCUAAAGGACUUGAUGAUGCCGUUUAUGCCGUCCUUAGAAUUGCAUUACUUGGUCACGACAUUGUCCUCCAUGUCCUUGGAGUCCCUCAAAAUGAGCUGCAGGAAAGGCAGGGUCGCAUUGACGAGAUGACUGGGAUGCCUGGCCUCAUCCAGUUGCUCCCUUUCUCUGACGAUCACACAACGGUUUUGAAAUAUUAUCGCCUUCAAGACCUUGUCAUCAUGCCAUCCACGCACGAAGGCUUCGGGAUGAUCUUCACUGAAGUUGCUGGAUUGGGAAUUCCCAUCCUAGUGACACAAGACAGUGGUGCCGCUCAAUUUGCGCUGGACCGCGAGCGCAUUCCUGCCGCAGUGGGCCAAUCAUGUGUUGUGAUGGACGAGAGUGCAUAUGGUAUUGAGCCAUCGCUGAGAAGUGAACGUGUCACCAUAUGGGCACAUCGCAUCGAUCAAGUACGGUGUCAUUUGGAUCAAGCUCGAAUGCAUGCUUUGACCCUACAGAAGAUCAUGGAAAAGUAUUCUUGGGAACAUGCUGCGAAAGCACUGCUUACUGCGGCUUUGCGAAGUGACACAGACACUAUUCAAAUGGCAAACGGGGCUAUUUCACAAAAAUCAAAGGCUGUUCUAUCCUUGACUUCAGAUGUCACCGCGGCAAUGCAUCUAGCGGUCCAAACACGCAAUCGGGAAGGCAGACCUAAUCCACAACUUGCCUCAAAUGUUCUUCACAGCUUACCAGAGAUCGAACCGACAAUAUUUGCGCUCGAAAAGUAUGUGUCUCAUGCACUCGGAAGCCCCAUUCGCUUGAGAAAUAUGGACUCCACUCAUCCACAAGGCUUCUCCGGGGCGGUCAUUCUAUUUGCAUAUGCUGAUGAGUACCCUGUGGAGGAAGAACUGCCUGUUACACCUACAGAUACAGCCGAGGGCCUUGUGGUUGCCGUUGUUAAGCUCUUCGUUCAUGGCCUGGACAAUGGAAUCACCGAGGAACUUUCCAGCCUGGAGUGGAUGCUCUUGCGCGCAAAAGGAAGCAUCAAAACUGCUGCACCUCUCACAGUUGGGAAAACUAUUUGGCAGAACAAUAUGGCCGGUGUGGUGACAUAUAAAGUGGCUCAAGGCGUGUCACUUUAUCAACUCAUGAUCCAAAUUUGUUCCAUGUCGAAAGGACCUGCGAGAGAGAAACUUGUGAUGGUCCUUAAGAAAGGAAUUCAAGAAGUCGCAAGAACCUUACUCAAGCUCCAUUCCUAUGGUGUGGAAGAAAAAUCUGGAAUAGACUACCUGCAGUGGUAUUUGGAGGCUGCGAAGAACCGAGUUGAGCAGGCGUUCCAACAUCGCGAUGUUCUCCACCGGGCAGGACUCGAUGUCGAUGAACUCGCUCGGCAAAUGCACGGUCUCACAACAGAAUGUGAGAAUUAUGUGAACAACACACCAUACGCGGCUGUUGUACAUGGUGACGCCCAUCCAGGAAACUUCUUUUACGACCAUGCGACAGGCCAGGUGACCGUUAUCGACUGCACCACGCUACAUUCAUCCUUGGAUGUAAACGGAGAAGCAGAUGGUGUACUAGAGCGAGAUCUUGGUCAUUUCGUGCAUAUGUUACGGCGAACAGGUGAACAGUAUGGCAUGACGGAGUCAGAGAUGAAAACGUGUAUCUCAGCCUUUAUGGAUGUAUAUACACUACAACGGCCGGGAGUGAGCAUUCCGACUAUUCGAAUGCUCAUGGUUUGCUCAUCCUUGUCAUUUUUGAACCGUUCGGCACACUCAGACGAUGGCAAGCUUUGUGCCCAAGCCAAGAUUGUACAAGAUUUACUAUGUUUUGGGUCGAAAUGGCACUUGACUUAG
This is a messenger RNA of Penicillium atrosanguineum, 3834 nucleotides long. RefSeq names its product RTA1 like protein-domain-containing protein. Bases 1 to 3834 code for a protein of 1277 amino acids. NCBI's taxonomy places the organism in Eukaryota, Fungi, Ascomycota, Eurotiomycetes, Eurotiales, Aspergillaceae. The transcript has a single exon. The record is from RefSeq and is a predicted model, not a curated record. Gene Ontology annotation, molecular function: glycosyltransferase activity.